AAGAAAGAGUUUCUGCGCUUGCGCUAAGUGAUCGAUUUGGGGAAGUGGAUUUUAUUUGAACAAUCUUGUUUUUGUUGGAAAAUGAUACUUUAACUUGCCACCGACACACCCCACAUAAUAACUACAGACGUUUUAGACAAUUGUAUGCUUUACUGAUCGGCUACAGAGCCUUUUUCUGCUUCUCUUCGUGUAAAUUCAUCAUCAACGAGGCUUUUGUUUUGAAAGUCUCGGGUCGAGGUUGUCAGUCUACGCAGGUUUCAGAAACGUGAUUGAACGAGCAGUGGAGGGAUGCAAACAUCAGAACCGGAUGGAGGUGAAAAGUCUCAACAGCCGCUGGUUUUCUUUGACCUGGAGACAACUGGAUUGGGUCAGAGCUGUGAGAUCGUCCAGCUGGCUGCAGUGAGCGGAGGACACUCACUGAACCUCUAUGUCAUCCCUGGGUGUCGAAUGCAGCGAGGAGCAGCCAGAGUGACUGGCUUCAGGGUUCGCAGACAGAGACUGUACCUCCAUCGACAGCUUGUCCUCACCAACUCCCUGCGAGAGGUCCUGGUCGCCUUCAUAGCUUUCCUUCAAAUGCUGGGACGCCCACUCGUCAUAGGCCACAACAUUCGCCACUUUGACUGCCGACUGCUGGCUCGAGCCCUCGAUGAACUAGACCUCAGAGCAGAGUUUGAGUCGUCAGUCUCAGGCUAUGUUGACACACUCCCCCUGGCUCGUGAGAUGCUGAAGGACCGCGGCCUGCACAGUUUUGGACAGGAGAACCUGGUCAGGGAGCUGCUGGGUGUGAACUACAAGGCCCAUGAUGCUUUGGAGGAUGUGCGGGCGUUGCAGGCACUGUAUAGUGUGCUUCAGCCCACACCGGAGUUGAUCUGUAGGCACAGGUUCACUCUGAACACCAUGGAAAAUAAGCCAGCUCCUAUAUCCAAAGUGCCCUCUCAGAUAACAGAACAUCGACCCCUGUGGGAGCACUUCAGACAGAUAGUGAAGGUCAGAGAGAGCAAAGAAGAACGCAGAGAUGGAGAACUUAAGAAGUCAUAAAACUUUCUACAUGAAUACAUUAUUUUCAGGUUGAGAAAAGAAAUCACAAACUCAGUCAAAUCUUUUCGUUUCCUCCAACGGUUGAUGGUGGAACAAAUGAAAAACUGACUAGAGAAAAUCCCUUCAGACGUCUCCACUGAAGCAAAAAGGAAAAACUAUUAAACUUCAGCACAACUGGAAGAGCUGAAGCUUUCAAGAAGCGAGGGUAACGUACAAACACAGUGCAACACUUUUUUUUGGCCAGAUGCAGCAUUUAGAUUAGGGUGUGAUGGGUUUUUCCUCAGCCUAAUUGGGUCAUUACUUCUUCAAGACAGUCUUACUUUGUCAGUCUGGAGUUUCAAAUGUAAAAACCUCAGUCUUACUCUCAUGCACUUUCAUGUAUUGCACAAUUCUGAUCAGACUGGAGAAAGGAGGAUUUUAUCUCUUAAAUAUGCUGUUUGCUUCAUCUUCACCAAUUAUUUCAGCUGCAACAAACAGGUACAUCGUUUUUAUCCAUGUUGAGUAUUUCUCAGCAAUAAGAUAUUCAGACAUCUGUUUAUUGGAUUUGUAAAUGGUGAAAGUGUAGUUGAUUGGUGGCCAGACUUUAAAAUGUAUCUCCUAGUUUAAUUUUUGGUCAUCACUCAGUGGAAAUAGCGACGAUGACUGAUGAAGACUUGAUGUACUUAUUGAAAAUUCACUCAUUCAGGUAUCGAUGAAAAAAGUUUUAUUGCUGGUAAAUAAAUCUGCUAAUAAAUAUAUUAUAUUUCAACA
Messenger RNA from Acanthopagrus latus (yellowfin seabream), 1788 nucleotides. RefSeq lists its product as uncharacterized. Lineage: Eukaryota; Metazoa; Chordata; Actinopteri; Spariformes; Sparidae. Gene Ontology annotation, biological process: DNA catabolic process. Gene Ontology annotation, molecular function: 3'-5'-DNA exonuclease activity; nucleic acid binding. The coding region runs from base 289 to 1038 and encodes 249 amino acids. The record is from RefSeq and is a predicted model, not a curated record. Gene Ontology annotation, cellular component: cytoplasm. The transcript has 3 exons.